This is a messenger RNA of Bubalus bubalis (water buffalo), 1317 nucleotides long. It is a transcript of the gene APOOL, whose product is annotated as apolipoprotein O like. The transcript has 9 exons. The record is from RefSeq and is a predicted model, not a curated record. Gene Ontology annotation, cellular component: MICOS complex. Lineage: Eukaryota; Metazoa; Chordata; Mammalia; Artiodactyla; Bovidae. Gene Ontology annotation, biological process: cristae formation. The coding region runs from base 95 to 889 and encodes 264 amino acids.
GGACUGGCUGAGGCUAGUGUAAGUGGAAUCUAGUUGAAAUGUUUUGUCCCUUUCCGCUCUCCGUGCGACGACUUGGGCGGAGGCGGUCACAGCUAUGGCAGCCCUUAGGAUGGGAAAGUUGACAACCAUGCCAGCAGGUCUAAUAUAUGCAUCUAUAAGUGUGCAUGCGGCCAAAGAAGAGGAGUCCAAAAAGCAGCUAGUGAAACCAGAGCAGCUCCCCAUAUAUACUGCACCACCGCUCCAGUCUAAAUAUGUUGAAGAGCAGCCUGGUCAUUUACAAAUGGGCUUUGCAUCCAUUCGCACUACAACCGGUCGUUAUAUUGGCUGGUGCAAGGGCGUUUAUGUCUUUGUGAAAAAUGGGAUAAUGGAUACAGUGCAAUUUGGAAAAGAUGCAUAUGUAUAUCUGAAGAAUCCACCUCGAGAUUUUCUUCCAAAAAUUGGAGUGAUUACAGUUUCAGGAUUGGCAGGCUUCAUUUCAGCAAGAAAAGGUUCUCGAUUUAAGAGAAUUGCUUAUCCAUUGGGAUUGGCCACUUUGGGAGCAACUGUUUGCUACCCUGUUCAAUCAGUAAUAAUUGCAAAGGUAGCUGGGAAAAAGGCAUAUGCUACAAGCCAGCAAAUGUAUGAAGCAGUUAAAUCACUGUGGACAAAAAACAACAAAAAACUUCCUGAACAUAAAGAAAAAACUAAGCUAGGAAGCACUGAUGAAACAGAAACACCUGCAGAAACAACUCACAACCUGAAACAUUCAGUGCCUUUGCCAACAGAACUCAGCUCUGAAACAAAGACAAAAUCUACAUCAGGUGCUACACAGUUUAUGCCUGACCUCAAGUUCAUGGAUCACGGGCAGUCCCAUCCAGAAGAUAUAGAUAUGUACAGCACUAGAAGCUGAAAUAGUCUGCAUAGAGAACUACAAGACGUGUGAAGUUUCAAAUAAUGGUGAAAAAAAUCAUGUAACGUGUAACUGAUGCAUAGGAUAUAAAUUAAACCAAGUUUUCCCCUUACAUCUUCUAAUGUACAGUUUGAAAAAUCACAUUAGUGACUAAAACGCAAACUGGAUACAAUCCAAACAACAUUAAAUGAUCACUGAGGAGGCAGAGGUAGAAGUAUUAGGAUGCAUUUCAUGACUUUAAGGGUGUUUAUUAAAAAAAAAAAAGUGUGUAUAUAUAAAAUAUAUAUACAUAUACACAUAUAUAUUUGCUGUAGCUUUUCUGAAUUAAUAUCAGCUAAAUUAGAAUGGUGUGUGGAAGGUUGUGUUCCCUCCCCCCUGUUUGUUUUGCAUUUACCAGAGAUAUAAUAAAAUAUACAUAUUUUAUGACA